AUGGGAUAUUACUUAACCGAUGGUAUUUACCCCAAGUAUGCAACUCUCAUUCAAACGAUUCCUCAUCCUGUAGAAAAAUUAUUUGCUCGAAAACAAGAGGCUGUCCGAAAAGAUGUAGAACGUGCAUUUGGUGUGUUACAAAUUAGAUGGGGCAUAACACAAGGGCCUGUACGCUAUUGGUCAAAAACAGAUCUAUGUGACAUAAUGAAAACUUGUAUUAUCCUUCAUAAUAUGAUUAUAGAAGAUGAACGAGAAACUGAAUACGACGUAUGGAAACCUUUGCCAGAAGAAAAUAUUUUUCCUCCCGAAUAUGGUCGAGAUCCAUCAAUUCUUGUGUCUCACAUCUCGGCGCGUCUUGGUCGAAUUCGCAAUCGCCGAACCAAUGAAGUCUUGAGAUCUGAUCUUACAAACCAUUUGUGGAAUAUCUUUGGAGAUGAGGAGGCUUAA
This is a messenger RNA of Erythranthe guttata (spotted monkey flower), 447 nucleotides long. The record is from RefSeq and is a predicted model, not a curated record. Lineage: Eukaryota; Viridiplantae; Streptophyta; Magnoliopsida; Lamiales; Phrymaceae.